AUGUAUCUUCUUAGAUCCUCUCUGUCCACAUACCUCCUUUUCUUCGCAGCCACCAUCGCAACCGCGGUGUCCUCCUCCCUCACCAUCACCAUCCCUCCCUCCAACCUGCUCCCGAAUCCCAACACUCUCCCAGCCGGCACGCACGCUACCUUGAUCUCGCUACCUUCGCCGGGAGACACGAACAAUGCCAACAGCAACCUGCCCCAUCCCAUGACGGCUCCGCUGACGCGCUCCGCCUCCUUCGUCUUCCGGAACCUCAAGUCUGCGAAACCCGAGUCCUACCUGCUCGAUAUCCGGUCCGCGGGGUAUGUCUUCGCGCCGUACCGCGUGGACGUCUCCGCGGACGGAGCCGUGCUGGGCGUCUGGGAGACGUACCGCGCAAACCCCUGGGAUAAUCGCGGUGCGGAGAAGUUCGCGGUCGAUGCUGCUGCUGCUUCCCCCGCCGCUACGGACGUGGCCGUGGAUGCUAAGGUACUGGGUCAACGGGGGUUCUAUGAAGAACGCGCUCGAUUCUCGCCCCUUUCGCUGCUCAAAAACCCUAUGAUUCUGCUGGCUCUCGUCGCUCUGGGUUUCACCUUUGGAAUGCCAAAGCUCAUGGAAAACAUGGACCCUGAGAUGCGCGCCGAGUUCGAGAAACAAUCUCGCUCCUCCCCCAUUACCGGCGCUACCCGGAAUGCCAUGACGGGUGGCGGUGGCCCCGGGAACUUUGAUCUUGCCGGAUGGAUGGCCGGUGCGGCCCCCAGACCGACCGCCGCAGAGACAGAACCGGCAGCGCCCCGGGGAGCAGCGACCGGCCGAGAGGGUGGAGGUGCUACGCGCAGACGAGGAUGA
Messenger RNA from Aspergillus clavatus NRRL 1, 831 nucleotides. RefSeq lists its product as uncharacterized. Gene Ontology annotation, cellular component: EMC complex. Bases 1 to 831 code for a protein of 276 amino acids. Lineage: Eukaryota; Fungi; Ascomycota; Eurotiomycetes; Eurotiales; Aspergillaceae. The record is from RefSeq and is a predicted model, not a curated record. The transcript has 3 exons.